AUGUUAGGCAAUGUAAAAACAAUUUCCGGACAGUUCAAAAAGCUGGACCUAUGUUCCGAACAUCGUUUGAACCCGCGUGAUCUACGAAAGAUUGACUCUAGGAUACCCAACCUCGUUCCCACCAUCCUAGUGCGGAAAGAGGCCAUCCUGGUGAACAUGUUACAUAUUCGUGCUCUCGUCAAAGCGGAUGCCGCCGUCCUAUUCGAUACGUAUGGUUCGGCUGAUUCCAGGUUGCACUCCGUGUUCCUGUAUCAUCUUGAGCACAAUCUGCGAGCAAAAAGCCAAGGUCCACCAUAUGAAUUCCGUGCCCUGGAAUCUAUUCUCCUUUCGGUCCUGAGCGCCUUGGAGGCCGAGAUGGUCUUCAUACGUAAUCUGGUCGGUGGUCUCCUAGCAGAGCUAGAGGAUGAUAUCGACCGUGACAAAUUCAAACGUUUGCUCCAUUACUCCAGAAGACUUACCAGCUUCCAGAACCGAGCUAAGCUGGCGACUGAUUAUGUGCGAUUGCGUCCCACAGACGAAGACUUGGCAGCCAUGUAUCUCACCGACAAGAGAAAUGGUCAGCCCAGAUUACUCAACGACCACGAGGAAUUGGAGAUGCUCCUAGAGUCCUUCGCCAAACAAGUGGAAGAAAUUGUCAACGAAGCGGAAAACAUUCACAGUAACGUGCAAUCGACGCAAGAGAUUGUCGAGCUUAUCCUGGACUCUAAUAGAAACGCCCUUCUCGCUCUCGACCUAAGAGUUUCCAUCGUCACGAUGGGAAUCGGCGUCGGGACGUUGGUGGCUGGCUUGUUUGGUAUGAACUUGAGGAGCCACAUCGAGGAGAGCGAAUACGCCUUCGUCAUAAUGUCAGGCGUGUCCAUGUUAAUCGCCGCCGUCUUCUCUUGGAGGGGACUGACCAGGUACGCUUGA
Messenger RNA from Phanerochaete carnosa HHB-10118-sp, 909 nucleotides. RefSeq lists its product as uncharacterized. Gene Ontology annotation, cellular component: mitochondrial inner membrane. Lineage: Eukaryota; Fungi; Basidiomycota; Agaricomycetes; Polyporales; Phanerochaetaceae. The record is from RefSeq and is a predicted model, not a curated record. The transcript has 9 exons. Gene Ontology annotation, biological process: mitochondrial magnesium ion transmembrane transport. The coding region runs from base 1 to 909 and encodes 302 amino acids. Gene Ontology annotation, molecular function: magnesium ion transmembrane transporter activity.